Messenger RNA from Arvicola amphibius (Eurasian water vole), 993 nucleotides. RefSeq names its product olfactory receptor 2A12-like. The record is from RefSeq and is a predicted model, not a curated record. NCBI's taxonomy places the organism in Eukaryota, Metazoa, Chordata, Mammalia, Rodentia, Cricetidae. Gene Ontology annotation, biological process: G protein-coupled receptor signaling pathway. Gene Ontology annotation, molecular function: olfactory receptor activity; G protein-coupled receptor activity. Gene Ontology annotation, cellular component: membrane. The transcript has a single exon. The coding region runs from base 1 to 993 and encodes 330 amino acids.
AUGUGUCAGGUGACACAUAGAAGAAAUGAUUCUCUUACAGCCUCAACCAUGUGGAUGAUUCCAGGGCAGAACCAAAGCUGGGUUUCUGAAUUUAUCCUGCUUGGCUUCUCCAGUGACCCCACGACCAACAGCAUCCUCUUCAUUGUGUUCCUUCUCAUCUACCUGUGCUCAGUCAUGGGCAAUGGGCUCAUCAUCCUGCUGAUCUGCCUGGACACACAUCUGCACACUCCCAUGUACUUCUUCCUCUGUAUCCUUGCCAUGUUGGAUACGGGUUACAUCACCACCACCAUGCCUCAGAUGUUGGUGCAUCUUCUUGCUCGUUCUCAGACCAUCUCCUUUGCUGGCUGCUGGAUGCAGAUGUAUGUGUUUGGUGCCCUUGCUGCUACUGAGAGCAUGUUGUUUGUUGUCAUGGCUUAUGACAGAUAUGUGGCCAUUUGCUACCCACUGCAUUAUACUGUCAUCCUCAACUGGGCACUGUGCAUAGAGUCGGCAACUGGGUCUUUAGUCUGUGGUUUCCUUUCUGCUUUGUUACAUACUUUCUUCACCAUGAGUCUGCCAUAUUGUGGACCCAACAAAGUCAACCACUACUUUUGUGAAGGCCCUUCAGUGCGUAGCCUGGCUUGCAUGGAUACCCACAUCAUUGAGAUGGUUGACCAGGUCUUGAGUAUUCUUAUGUGUCUUAUUCCAAUUUCCCUCAUUAUGACAUCCUACAUUCAUAUUGCCAUGGAUAUUCUCAAGAUCAAGUCCACCCAGGGCCGCUGCAAGGCUUUCUCUACCUGUGCCUCCCACCUGACUGUGGUCACACUCUUCUAUGGUCCAGCCACUUACAUCUACAUGAGACCCAACUCCAGCUACUCCCCUGAGCGAGACAAGCAGAUCUCACUCUUUUACAAUACCUUCACUGCCUUGCUUAACCCCAUGGUCUAUAGUCUGAGGAACAAAGACAUCAAGAGGGCAUUUCUCAAGACCCUAGCACAUGGUAGAGUGGACUAG